AUCCAAUCCAUCCAUCAGGUUGGUCCCAGCUUCUAUUUUUUCUUACCUAAAACUAAAACCGAUCCCUUCAAUGUGUCGACCCCAAUAUUGGAAACAGGUGGAUGGGUUCGGAAACUUCAUCCAAGCUUUCCAAAGCAAUACAUUUAUUUUGCAAGCUGUGGCUAUGCUCACUGGUUGAUCAACCUUAUUCUUGGGCUAGGGCAUCAGUAUAGUCGUGCUAUGCUGAUGGGUGGAUAGGAUCUCCGACCUAUCGUGCCAUGCUGGCACAUGUGUGGAGUGUAGAUCAACUUUAUUGAACACGCGUGUGAGCCUAGCAAAGCUCCAUCUAUCAAACCCAAAUGGGAGUUUCAGGCCAUUUCCGAAAAGAAGGCUGCUUCUGUCCCCCAAAACCCCAGUUUAAAAAAGAAAAAGAAAUAGAUAAAUAGAUGGACGGACUAUUUUCCCUCCUCUACUCUCAGCUUAAAUUGUAAAUAAGAAAAAAGGGACCAUCAAAGCUGUGUUCCUCACAACCCUUUACACUCUCAGAAAUGGAUCUUUACAAAACUGCCUUCUUCUGUUUGAUGAUGCUAGCGGACUUGAGAAGGUUACUAGCAAGCGAGGAAGGAUGGAAGACUGCUACUGCCACAUACUCCAAAGAUACAAAUGGGUCUAUCAUCAUUGGAGGUGCCUGUGGAUAUGGAGAUCUUCACAAGAAGAGCUAUGGAAAAUACAGUGCUGGGUUAAGUACUGGGUUGUUUAACAGAGGGAGUACCUGCGGCAGCUGCUUUGAGCUGAGAUGCGUGGACCAUAUCCUCUGGUGUCUGCAAGGGAGCCCUUCUGUUAUUGUCACCGCGACAGAUUUCUGCCCUCCAAAUUACGGGCUCCCCAGCGAUUAUGGUGGCUGGUGCAACUACCCCAGAGAGCACUUUGAGAUGUCCGAGUCAGCUUUCAUGGAAAUCGCAGAGAAAAAAGCUGAUAUUGUGCCGGUUCAAUACAGGAGAGUUAACUGUGAGAGAAAUGGAGGGAUGAGAUUCACAGUAGGUGGGAGUUUUUACUUUUAUCAAGUUCUAAUCACCAAUGUGGGUUCAGACGGCGAAGUGGUUGCAGUUAAAGUGAAGGGAUCGAAAACAGGAUGGAUACCCAUGGGAAGAAACUGGGGACAGAAUUGGCAGUGUGAUAUAGACCUCAUCGGCCAGCCACUGUCUUUCGAGGUUACUGUCAGCAGUGGAAGAAUGGUGACAUCCUACAAUGUAGCUCCAGGAAAUUGGCAGUUUGGUCAGACGUUCGAAGGAAAACAGUUCUAGAAGAAACAAAGAAAGGCUGAGAAGUUCAAUACCCAGAUGGGGAGAUUGGGUGUAAUUUGAUAGAUGAGAGGAGAUGAAGGCUGCAGAGUUCAUUGCUUCAAUUCCCAAUCAUGAGUUUGGGAUCUAGAAAUUUACAGAUUCAUUUACUGAUGAGCACUUCAAAAGCAGGACUAGUAAAGUUUUGAGGACUCAAACAAAGUUCAUUAGUCAAAAAGUAAGUGUGACGGGCAAAUUAUUAUUAAUGGAAAAUGAAAGCAAAAGACGCCAAGCA
Magnolia sinica is the source of this 1554-nucleotide messenger RNA. RefSeq names its product expansin-A16. Gene Ontology annotation, biological process: plant-type cell wall organization. Bases 528 to 1283 code for a protein of 251 amino acids. The transcript has 3 exons. Gene Ontology annotation, cellular component: extracellular region. The record is from RefSeq and is a predicted model, not a curated record. NCBI's taxonomy places the organism in Eukaryota, Viridiplantae, Streptophyta, Magnoliopsida, Magnoliales, Magnoliaceae.